This is a messenger RNA of Rattus rattus (black rat), 6841 nucleotides long. RefSeq names its product zinc finger CCHC-type containing 14 (gene Zcchc14). NCBI's taxonomy places the organism in Eukaryota, Metazoa, Chordata, Mammalia, Rodentia, Muridae. The record is from RefSeq and is a predicted model, not a curated record. The transcript has 13 exons. Bases 50 to 3337 code for a protein of 1095 amino acids. Gene Ontology annotation, molecular function: phosphatidylinositol binding; zinc ion binding; nucleic acid binding.
GCCCGCGCGCGCUCCCGGGCCCGGCGGCGGGCGCGGCGCGGGCGGCAGCAUGGUGGAGAAGCGUUGCCCGCUGCAGAGGGACGGCGUGUACCGCUGGUUCUCCGAACUGCCGUCACCGCAGCGCGUGGAGUUCCUGUGCGGCCUGCUGGACCUGUGCAUCCCGCUCGAGUUGCGCUUCCUCGGCUCGUGCCUGGAGGACCUGGCACGCAAGGACUACCAUUCGCUGCGCGACUCCGAGAUUAAGGCCAACAAUCCGGCGGACCUGGGCAGCCUCACCAACCUGACGGACGAGGUGGUGCGCAGCAAGCUGUUGGUGUCGCUGGCGCUGCUGGGCUCGGAGCAGCGCGAGGCUGCGGGCGUAUUGUACCGCACGCUCACGCACACCGACUCCAUCAUCCACAACUACGGGCUACAGCUCAACGAGGGCCGCACGGGCGAUGAGUUCCUUCUGCUCUUCACCAUGGCCUCCAACCACCCGGCCUUCAGCUUCCACCAGAAGCAGGUGCUGCGCCAGGAGCUCACGCAGAUCCAGAGCAGCCUGAACGGUGGCGGUGGCAGCGGUGGCGGCGGCGGCGGCGGCGGUGGCGGUGGCAAGAGCGCGCCCGGGCCCAGCGGCGCGCUGCCCACCUGCUCGGCCUGUCACAAGAUGGCUCCCAGAACCGAGACCCCCGUCAGCAGCAUCAGCAACAGUCUGGAGAACGCAUUGCAUACGUCAGCACAUUCCACGGAGGAGGCCCUGCCCAAAAGGCCUUUGGGAAAACAUGGCAAAGUGAGUGUUGAAAAGAUAGACCUGAAGGGAUUGUCACACACGAAAAGUGACAGAGGCGUUGAGUGCUCCUUUGAGGUCUUAUGGUCUGAUUCUUCAGUAACUUCAGUAACUAAGUCUUCUUCAGAAGUGACAGAAUUUAUUUCAAAGUUAUCCCAACUCUGCCCUGAAGAGAACUUGGACAAACUCAUUCCUUGCUUGGCUGGCCCAGAUUCCUUCUAUGUGGAGCGCAACCACGUUGAUUUGGAAGCAGGCCUAAGGUUCUUGGCUUCAAUCCCGGCACACACACUGAAGCACGAGCACGUCAGGAAGUUCUUCAGUGCUUCAUCUCCCUCCCAACAGCUCCAAAGUCCAAGUCCUGGCAACCCCUCCCCUCCUAAAGUGGGCGCCAUGAUGGGCGUGUCUGGAAGGCCCGUGUGUGGCGUGGCUGGCAUCCCAUCCUCGCAGAGCAGCACCCAGCACCACCUGCAACACUCGGCCGGUUCAUCCGCUUCCCUGCCCCACUGCUCCCACACAGGAGGUGCAGGCCCAGCGCUGGCGUACCGGACCCAAGUGGACAACUCGCCCUCCAUCCUGAUGCCCUCUGGUCUGCAGGCCCCCCAGCCCCAGGAGCAGAAUGGGAUUUUAGACUGGCUUAGGAAACUGCGUUUGCACAAGUAUUACCCCGUCUUUAAACAGCUUACCAUGGAGAAGUUUCUGAGCCUUACUGAAGAAGAUCUGAAUAAAUUUGAGUCCCUCACCAUGGGAGCAAAGAAAAAGCUCAAGACUCAGUUGGAGCUGGAGAAGGAGAAGUCAGAGAGACGGUGCCUCAACUCCUCAGCCCCAUCCUUGGUCACCAGCAGUGGAGUGGCUCGAGUCACCCCCACCAGCCACGUGGGGCCUGUGCAGCCUGGGCGGAGCAGCCACGCUUCAGAGCUGCGGGUGGAGGUGGAGCCGCCGGCUCACCAGCUGCCCCGAGAAGGCAGCUCCUCCGAGUAUUCCAGUUCCUCCUCUAGCCCCAUGGGUGUGCAGGCUCGAGAGGAGAGCUCGGACAGCGCCGAGGAGAGCGAUAGACGUGUGGACAUCCAUGUUGAGGGCACUGAGAAGGAGAAGCCCGUGAUGCUUCUGGCUCACUUCCCGUCCAGCUCGGCAAGACCCACAGCCCAGGUUCUGCCUGUGCAGAACGAGACCGGCUCCAGCCCUGCGGGCCACCACCCUCUGCCCGCACAGCUCAUGCCUGCAGCUCCACACCUGGCGCCUGUCCGCAUGCUGAACUCGGUGCACAAGUCAGACAGAGGCAGCACGGACGUGAAGCUCCUCUCGUCUUCUGUCCACUCCCUUCUGUCUCUGGAGGAGAGGGGAAAGGGACCUGCUCCUAGAAGUGGCACGAAAGUGGACAAGAGUUUCGGCGGGGCUGUGCUGGACACACUGCCCUCAGCAGCACCUCACCCACCAGUGCAGGGCCUCUCGGGCCUGGUAGAGAACACCUCUGUGUCACCCACUGUCUCCUUUGGUCCCCGGGCCAAAGUUGUGCAUGCAGCCACACUGGACAGGGUGCUGAAGACAGCACAGCAGCCGGCCUUGACUGUGGAGACCAGCUCAGCCGCCACAGGGACACCGAGCACUGUCCUGCACGUGGCCCGGCCGCCCAUCAAGCUGCUGCUGUCGUCCUCUGUUCCUGAUGACACCGCCAUCUCUGGGCAGACUUCUUGUCCCAACAACGGGCAGAUCAGCGUGCCCCCUGCAAUACUGAACCCCCGGAAUGCUCUGUACACAGCCAACACCAAAGUUGCCUUCUCUGCAGUGAGCAGUGUGCCCGUGGGCCCACUGCAGGGCAGCUUCUGCGCCAAUAGCAACACUGCCUCCCCCAGCAGCCACCCCUCCACCUCUUUUGCCAGCAUGGCCACUCUACCCAGCUGCCCAGCCCCCAGCUCCAGCCCUGCCCUCUCUUCUGUCCCCGAAAGCAGCUUCUACAGUGGCGGUGCUGGCAGCAGCUCCCCAGGAAACAUUCCUGCCUCCAGUCAGAGCCACCACCACCACCACCACCAUCAGCAGCCCCCCGCACCCCCCCAGCCCGCACCCCCCCCACCAGGCUGCAUUGUCUGCACGUCCUGUGGGUGCAGUGGCAGCUGUGGCUCCAACGGCCUGACGGUCAGCUACGCCAACUACUUCCAGCACCCAUUCUCGGUGCCGUCCAUGUUCACCUUCCCUUUCCUGCCCUUCAGUCCCAUGUGUGGCAAUGGCUAUGUCAGUACCCAGCAGUACGGUGGUGGCUCUGCCUUCCCUGUGGUACACACAGCCUACAAUGGCAGUGUGACUCCAGACCCUGUCCUAGGUGGGCAGUCCACGUUCGCAGUGCCACCCAUGCAGCACUUCAUGACGGGGACAGCGGGGGUGCACCAAGCCCAAGGCCUGGUGGGCAGCAGCAAUGGCUCCAGUCACAAAAAGAGUGGGAAUUUGUCCUGUUACAACUGUGGGGCCACUGGCCACCGUGCACAGGACUGCAAGCAACCGUCCAUGGACUUCAACCGGCAAGGAACUUUUAGGUUGAAAUACGCCCCUCCAGCAGAAAGUCUGGACUCCACGGACUGAUCCUUUUUUUUUUUUUUUUUGGCAACAGAACAUUUUAUUAAGCCAUGAAAAAUCACAUAGAGAACUGAAGUCAAGUUGCUGUGGAACCAUGGAGACCUAAGGAAAACCACAUAGAGAGCGGAAGUCGAGUUGCUGUGGCGCUUAAUAUUUUUAACCCAAAGGUGCUUUACUUCACUAUACUGGAUAGAGAAUCUAGCGUACAAGUACGUCAAACUCGAUUUCAUUGCCAAAUUCCUAGUUUUGGAGCUUGAUCCAAGGAUUGCCUAGUGGACAUCGCUUUGGCAGUAACAUGGCCGUCAUACCAUUGCUGCAGCAUGAAGACCUGUCUCCUGAAGAUCGAUGAUCCUUCUAGGCUCACACGUAAUUCCAGGGCAGCUAUGCACGACCUGAGUCAAGACUGCAGGUCAGAGUUCUCUCAAGUUCCCCAGUCGGAUCCAGGACCCCUUUUUGGGCUAGGAAGAGCCAGCUGGACUUUGCUGUUUCCUAAAGCGGGAGCCUCGUGUCCGGCUUCUGGAGGAUUGCACUACCUGACAGGGGCCUCUGCAGUCUGGGAGGCAGCCUCUGCUGGGACGGGCCAUGUAGGAGCUCCAUCGGUGGGCAUUGGGGUUGGCACCAGCAGGCUGCUCCGCCAGGUACACCCAGAAACCGAUCGCAGGGUGUUCUGUAGACACUUGGAGCAGUUCCAGGUUUUUAAUAUUUUUUUCUGUAAACAGAUUUACACUAUAUUAGUAAAUAAGACGUAGCUCACUCUCGACAGCUUCAUUCCGAAGGGUCCAAGUCCCAGGGAAUCCAGUCACCGAGGCCUGAGACCAGCCCUCCCAUCGGAGGCUUUGAGCCUGCUCUCUCCAAACAAGAACCAACUCUCGAGGACAUGGGAAUGACUCUGCUUUGUGAGUUGGGUGUGACUGCCGCGCCUCAUUCUUCAGGAAGCUAGCAAGCUAUGUGUGUCUCAGAUGGCUUCCCCAGGACCCCAGCCCCAGAGCUCACUGCUGAUGAAUUCACACUUGACACAGACAUCAGCAGUAAUACAGUUCUGUGAUUUCAUGAACAAAGACUGGAAACUGUCGGCUUCUUUUGUAUAGGCUGUGUGUUGAUUGUUAAUUCCGUUAAAAUUGCCUGGAAAACUUCAGUAGAGAGACGCAAGACUCCUCGAAACCGCUCACCAGUUACCUACCAGACCAGGGGUGGGGGUGGGUCCUCACUCCUCAACAGGGUGUGAACGUUUCAACCCACACAGCGGAGGCAUAAGGGACUUAGACCUCCGAGGUUAAAGGGAAUUUUAUGCUCAGAUAACAUUAUUUAUAAUGCUAAAGCCUUCGGUAUUAAAAAUCGAUGGUAAGAUCUUGCCAAGGAUUUUCCAGCUUCCUAUUUACAGAGAAGAAGAAUCACAGUACUUAAACCAUUCUUCAGAUGGGACAAUCACCCUUAUGCAGAAUUAGUGUAAAUCUAAAUACCCUAGAACUGGAGGCGUUGUGACAUAAGGCUUCAUGCUCUCAGAUGGGCUUUGUGUCUGUGGAGACCCACGGAAGGCUUGAGUGGUGUGGAUUCUAUGCAAUGCAGGACCGAUAGACCUGUUCUGUCCAUGGCACACAGGAUCCUCUGUUCUGAGGUGAUGGUGAUGAGGCAUUAGGGGAUGCUCUGUUGAUCUCUCACUCAGAAACACUACAAAUGUCAACACAAGAACUGACACAACUUUGCCUUAAAGAGCACCAGACUGGGAUUGGUCGCAUUGUGUUAAUAAGGAAGACCUAGAGUGUUCACUGAUGUUUACGAUUUUAAUAUUUCUGAAGGCCAUCACAGUGGCCUGGGUAUGUGCUGAAAGCCAAACUUUUAAAUUUUUUGGUUUUUUUUUAAACAAAGAAAUAUUUUAAAUAAAUCCUAUUUCAACACAGUUGUUGUUGAAAACUGUCUCAUAACAAAAGAAAAAAUCAUAUUUAAGUUUUCUGUUCUGUGGUCAGUAUAGGGAAUGCAGUGUUUUACGGCUGUUGAUCUGCUGUGGCAAUUCCACGUUACCUUGUGGCAUUGAGGAGGUGAGCGAGCUCCAGCACCAUUCAUUGCAGCUGUCCAGGCAGCAGAUGUCUGUGUCUGGAAGCCGCCGGCUGCCUUUGGAAGAGCAUUGUGGUGUGGCAUCUCUGUGAAGCCGGCUGGUGAGGAGGAGCGAGGAGCGCGUGCAGCCUGGCCCGCAGGCACCUCCUCACCAGACUUCAUCGUUACACACCUAACAGACCAGCCCUUUCCUGUCAUUUCUCUAAAACUGCUCAGUCAGGUGCAGUGGUGCCCAGGUGCGAUGGCCCCAGACUCAUGUCAGAUUCUAGCCCUGUGUUAACAUCUCGGGUACAAAGUGGGAUAUUCAGACAGGAAGGAGGGCACAGUGUUGGGACAAAACAGCUAUGUGACCUUUUUGUUGUUGUAGCAAAAUACUCCGUUUUUUACCUUCCUUUCCAGUUUUUAUUUCACGGUCAGUAGUGAAAAUUGGAAAGUGUUUUAAUGCUGAAAACUCCUAACUGCUGAAGGGCACCGGGGGAUGGGAUCUAGCGCUCGCAGUGAAGACAGUUGUUGAGUGUAUGUGGCUGGGUAUCCGGAAACCAGCGGCAGGCACACUCCUCUCUAAAGAUGGCAGCAGCUGGCCUGUUACACAGUACUCAGCAGUUCCCGUGUGGGACUCAUUAGGCUUCCAGUCAUUUCUGCAGGUCAGCCUCGCUUGUACCACAUGCACGUGUGCCAUGACAGUCCCGUGAGGACAGCCCAAUGGGAAUUGGGUCUCACCCUCCUCACCCCGUCCCUGUUUCUCUGCGUCUGGCAUUUGGUCUGACGUGCUAGUUUUACAGCCGGCUAAUGGGUGGCAUCACUUGCCGAAGUCUUAAAAGGUUGCAGGGACUUGGUCUAUCUGUUCAACCUCAUCCCCAAGGAGUCUUGGGGAACUUGAGCAGGGGGACAGCUGUCCUUUCCAAAGUACAGGUGACUCCUGUAGAGCCAAUCAGGUGGCCCAAGAAACCAUCAGUCCAGAGAUGGGACUGACCGCUGCCCCGUCCCAGGGUUUCUCUGAAAAGGCAGGCACCUGUAGUCUACACUUGGCAAUACUUCAGCAAACCACAUACUGUACUGGCAGGGCCAGGGCCAGGGCACUGCGCUGCCACAGGGGGCAGUGGCCCCGCCUCCAGGUCAGUUCUCACGCACACAGGUGUUGGUACCAGGACUGAAACCUUCAGAUUCUAUUGGGCAUAUUUUCUUGUUAGGAAUGAAGGACAAUUCUCCCAUUUUUGAGCCAUUCUUUUGUCAAUUCUACAAAAUUGCAUGUAACUUUAUAAAUAUUUUUAAAAGAUAUAGUUUUGUAAAUAUUUAAUAUUCUGCUAAUUUGAUUUUGAAUUGUAAAUGUCAAGUAUUGUUUUUGGGGUUUUUAUGUUUUAUUAUACUUUGUUAAAAGGAAAAAUUGUACAUUUUUAGACUGUUUUUAUGAGUAAAUUUAAUGUACGGAAAAUAAAAAUUUAAAAAAACUCAAAAGUA